Zychaea mexicana is the source of this 1088-nucleotide messenger RNA. RefSeq lists its product as uncharacterized. The record is from RefSeq and is a predicted model, not a curated record. Gene Ontology annotation, molecular function: NADH dehydrogenase (ubiquinone) activity. The coding region runs from base 281 to 994 and encodes 237 amino acids. The transcript is spliced from 3 exons. NCBI's taxonomy places the organism in Eukaryota, Fungi, Mucoromycota, Mucoromycetes, Mucorales, Lichtheimiaceae.
GUCUGCUCCCCUCCACUCGGCCAAGGUUUUGCACUCCCCACUCUUUUUUUUUAUAAGAAUCGUCUUCCAUGGCUUCGCGACUUUUGAACACCACGCUUCGUGUUGCUCGUCAACAAGCAGUCAAGCCAGCCUUCCGCGCUACUGUUGCUAAGCGUUCGUUGGCCAUUAGCGCUCCACGAUUCCAAGGUACGCAUUACAGAAAAACAGCAAUUACACACCAGUAUUUGAGAGUUGCUGGAUAAAAAAACGAGAGAAUUCAAUUAUAUAUUUUAACGGAAUUAUGCAAAAAAUAACGUUUGGGAAAUCAACAACAGCAGCAGCCAGCGAAGAUACAACAAAGAUUCGAGCUGAUCCCAACUACAAGUCUGGCAACGAUGCUUUACACGAAUACGGCAAAUAUCUCAUCUCAACCAUGCCCAAAUUUAUUCAACAAUUCAGCGUCUACAAGGAUGAAUUGACCGUGUACGUCGCCCCUUCGGGUCUGGAACCUGUCAUGACCUUCUUGCGUGACCAUACCAACUGCCAGUUCAACUCGUUGCAGGAUAUUACCGGCGUUGACUUCCCAUCGCGCGAAAAUCGAUUUGAGGUCGUUUACAACAUGUUGAGCAUGCGUUAUAAUGCGCGUGUCCGCGUCAAGACUUAUGCCAGCGAAACUUCGCCCGUCCCCUCUGUAGAGCCCUUGUUCAGCGUCGCCAACUGGCAGGAGCGUGAAGUUUAUGAUAUGUUUGGUGUCUUUUUCGUCGGCCAUCCCGAUCUUCGACGUAUCUUGACCGAUUAUGGUUUUGAGGGCCAUCCUCUCCGCAAGGACUUCCCUCUCACCGGUUAUGUUGAAGUCCGUUACGAUGAAGAGAAGAAGCGUGUCGUUUCUGAACCUUUGGAAUUGGCCCAGGCCUUCAGAAACUUUGAGGGCGCCUUGUCGCCUUGGGAACAGACUGGCCCCGGUCGCGAUGAUACACCUGCUCAGCAACUUGAAGCCGAACCUGAGAAGAAAUAAUAGAUCCAUCAUUGUUUAUAUAAAAGAUUAUAAAAAUUCACACACGCACCCACACACACACACACUCUCUCUCUCUCUCUCUCGCAUGCUGCAC